Molecule: messenger RNA, 3240 nt
Organism: Pestalotiopsis fici W106-1
Lineage: Eukaryota; Fungi; Ascomycota; Sordariomycetes; Amphisphaeriales; Sporocadaceae
Exons: 3
Coding region: 1-3240 (1079 amino acids)
Biological process (GO): mismatch repair
Cellular component (GO): MutLalpha complex
Molecular function (GO): ATP binding; mismatched DNA binding; ATP-dependent DNA damage sensor activity
Source: RefSeq, a predicted model, not a curated record
AUGGCAACCAUCAAGGCCAUCGAGGCCCGGACGGUCCACCAAAUUCAAUCAGGGCAGGUCAUCGUCGACCUUUGCUCCGUGGUGAAGGAACUGGUUGAGAAUAGUGUGGAUGCGGGAGCUACAAAUAUCGAGGUGCGUUUCAAGAACCAAGGGCUGGAUUCCAUUGAAGUUCAGGAUAAUGGCGGUGGCAUCGCUCCGGACAACUACGAAACACUGGCCUUGAAACACUAUACCUCAAAGCUCUCAACCUACGAGGACCUCGCUUCGCUUGAAACUUUUGGGUUUCGAGGAGAGGCUCUUUCGUCACUUUGUGCUCUUUCCAAAUUCUCUGUUCUCACUUGCCUGGCCUCGGAUGCUCCCAAGGGCACCAGACUCGAGUUUGAAAUAUCUGGGACACUUCGAGGGACGUCUGUCGUUGCAGCCCAGAAAGGCACCACAGUCGUCGUUGAGGACCUUUUCAACAAUUUGCCAGUCAGGCGGCGUGAGCUGCAGCGGAAUAUCAAGAGGGAGUGGAACAAAGUCAUCGGCUUACUUAACCAGUAUGCCUGCAUCUUGACCAGGGUUAAAUUCUCUGUUUCGCAGCAACCCAAUAAGGGCAAGAAGAUCAUUCUGUUCUCAACCAAAGGCAAUGCCACCACACGAGAAAAUAUCGUCAAUGUUUUCGGAGCCAAAACCCUGACGGUUCUCAUACCUCUUGAGCUGGAUCUCGAGCUGGAGCCUACUACAGCCCCGAGCCAGCGAUUGGUGACAAAAAAAGAAACGAAUACGAAAGAAGUCAAGAUCCGCGGUCAUGUGUCCAGGCCUGCCCACGGAGAAGGUCGACAGACCCCUGAUCGGCAGAUGUUCUUUGUUAAUGGGCGGCCUUGUGGGUUGCCUCAGUUUGCCAAAGUCUUCAACGAGGUCUACAAAUCUUACAACUCGUCUCAAUCGCCGUUCAUCUGUGCAGAUAUACAGUUAGACACGCACAUGUAUGAUGUCAACGUCAGCCCAGACAAGCGAACCAUCUUACUGCAUGAUCAAUCUCGACUACUCGAUAACCUUAGGGAGUCACUUAUCGCCCUGUUCGAGGUGCAGGAUUAUUCAGUCCCAGCAUCACAGCUCAAUGGCCCAAAACAGGCAGCUGCCAGAAAGCUAGCAGUAAACCGCCAGAAUACAGUGGAAAGUGAACCCAGAAGCAAUAGGAGUACUUCAAUGAACCCCAAAAACGAUGAUCACAAUGAUGAGGACGAGGUGGACACACCUACUGGCCAGAACCCAGAUGAAGACGAAACAGUGGGAGAUCAGCAGCAGAACCGCGGCACCUCUUAUUCAAACGCAGCGCAAUCCAGCGAAGGUCCAACUUUCAUCAGUCGGUGGCUGGACAAAAGAUCCACAGAUCGUCCACAGGGUCCUGGCGUACCAAAGCCAAUCGAUUCUACGACAUCUGACAUUACCCGAUCUAGUCAGAUAACCGAAGGCAAUAGCCUUGAUCACAAAUUUCCCGAGAAGACAAGUCUGUUAUCACCACAAAGAGCAGGCUUUGUAGCUCGCCUCGAUGAGCUGAGUCGAAAUAAAGCAAGUACCGAAACCGUGGAUAUCGAUCACGAAAAUCAGGCAACACCUGAGUCUCCCAUUCCAAGUGUUGGCAGACCCUCUCGAACAUCCGAGAUCAAAAACGUGCAAUGGAGCCCAAGAAGAUUUAAACGUACCGCACCUGAAAUUGCUACAAUUACGAUAGAUGGUGAAACCGUUACUAGUAUCAUAGGCUCGCCUGCGAAAAAGGUCCGAACUGAAAGGUCCAACCCAGGGAAGUCACACGAGGAUCAAAGUACUGCGCAAAAAGCCGCGCAAAUGCCGUCCUUCAAGGGUCGCUUGACGCAAAUGUUCUCGGCAUCAAGCUCCUCUCACGCCUGCUCUGAAGGUAUCGGGCUAAUGCCUAGUCUUGGGGAAAGCCCGAGGAGGUCCAGAUCACCAAGCACUGCCAGUGCAGCAAGUGAAGGCCUAUUUGUAGAGAGUGACAAAGAUGCAGACGAAGAGCCUGCUUCCCCCAUCAGCGAAGCGAAGUCAGGACAGAUUGAGACGCAUGCUUCAGGCAUUGGCAGAGGCACGCCUGCCCACUCAGCUAUAAGUCGUGAGACUGACAGCGCCGAUGCGUAUGAGCUCGAGUUGUCCAACUCAAAUCUUCCUGUUCGGAGCGAGCAGGAAUUUGCGGAUGAAGCCGAGCAAAAGGCACAAGAGGAAGACAGAGUUCGUGACAUGAUCGACAGUGCAGAGGAUGUGGCAAAGAUCACUGCUGAAGAGUCACAAAAACGGCAGCAGACUUUUGUCAAAGGCAUGACGAGACGGAAGGAUGCCACAUGCCAAUUUAUGCAGAAAGUUCGCACCAAUACCGACACGAUCGCUGCAGCUCUUUCCUCACUCGAUGAAUAUUCUUCGCAUACCACACUUGGUGCAGAUGCAGACUUUUCGAAGAAUGAUAUCUCAGGUGAAGAUGCGGAGGAGAAGCUUUCUUUGACCAUUUCAAAGUCUGAUUUUGACAAGAUGAAAAUAGUUGGUCAAUUUAAUCUCGGUUUCAUCCUGGCGAUUCGCUACGCGAGUAGGAAUACAGAUGAUGCAGAAGACUGGCAUGCUGUGGACGACGAACUGUUUAUUAUCGACCAGCACGCAACGGACGAAAAAUAUAACUUCGAGCGCUUGCAAGCAACCACAGUGGUACAAUCACAGAGGCUUGUACAGCCCAAAGCUCUCGAGCUUACCGCAAUUGAAGAAGAGGUCAUCAAGGAAAACAUUGAAGCACUGGAAAGCAAUGGUUUUCAAGUCAGUAUCGAUGAAAGUGGCUAUCAGCCAGUCGGAUCUCGUUGCCAGCUGCUUAGUUUGCCUCUGAGCCGGGAGACGACUUUUACGCUUGCAGAUCUCGAGGAGCUGAUCUCUCUCCUCACGGAUCAUCAAUCCACGUCUGUGAAUACCAUACCUCGUCCGUCAAAAGUACGCAAAAUGUUCGCCAUGCGUGCUUGCCGCAGCAGUGUCAUGAUUGGCAAAUCACUCUCAAACAAGCAGAUGGAAAAGCUUGUGAGACAUAUGGGAGAACUUGAUAAACCAUGGAACUGCCCGCAUGGUCGUCCUACCAUGAGGCAUCUCUGUGGACUUGGUGCUUGGAACGACUCGGUCUGGCAGGAGGGCGAUGGGCCCGAUGGAGAGCCAGGAACUUCAACGAAUUGGUCAGCGUAUCUUAAGGAGCAACGCACAUCAAAUCCUAACUGA